Molecule: messenger RNA, 5918 nt
Organism: Mercenaria mercenaria
Lineage: Eukaryota; Metazoa; Mollusca; Bivalvia; Venerida; Veneridae
Product: RNA polymerase II subunit A C-terminal domain phosphatase-like
Exons: 6
Coding region: 37-3243 (1068 amino acids)
Cellular component (GO): nucleus
Molecular function (GO): RNA polymerase II CTD heptapeptide repeat phosphatase activity
Source: RefSeq, a predicted model, not a curated record
AUACGUUAGGAUAGCUAAGCGCCAUUUCAGCUCAAAAUGGCAGCCCCCACAAACACGAUUUCAGUAUUUGCUCCAAAUGCUAUGAAAAUCGUGAAAAUGAAGUUGAAGAAAGGACAACAAGUUUCAAAGGGAACUAUAGUUUGUCUGUACACUUCAGGCACCAAUGUCACGCAAAAGUUCAAGUCAAACGACUGUGGUAUUGUGGCCGAAAUAUUGACUAAGGAAGGAGAAGAUGUUGAUAAAGGGUGUGUGGUAUUUACAGUGCAGGGAUGUAGCCACCCUACAGUGAUGAAAGACAUGUGUGCAGACUGUGGAGCUGACCUUAGAAUUGAGAAUUCAACAGCAGGAAACAGAAAAGAGGAAGUGAGUGCCUCUGUUGCCAUGGUGCACAGUAUCCCAGAACUGAUUGUUAGUGAAGAGUUGGCAAAAGAAUUAGGCAAGGCAGAUGAGGAGAGAUUGUUGAAGACCAGGAAACUGGUGUUGUUGGUAGACCUCGACCAAACACUUAUACAUACCACAAACGACAACAUUCCUCCAAAUCUAAAGGAUGUACAUCAUUACCAGCUGUGGCACGGAAACCAGCUGCUGUGGUAUCAUACAAGACUUCGCCCACAUACCGAGACAUUUCUCAAGAAUAUUUCACAACUGUAUGAGCUUCACAUUUGCACGUUUGGUUCACGAAUAUAUGCACACACAAUAGCCAAGAUCCUCGACCCAGAAGGAAAAUAUUUCUCUCACAGAAUUUUGUCAAGAGAUGAAUGUUUUAAUGCUCAGGCCAAGACCGCUAAUCUAAAGGCAUUAUUUCCAUGUGGCGAUGCUAUGGUUUGUAUCAUUGAUGACAGAGAGGAUGUCUGGCAUUUCUCACCAAAUCUUGUACAUGUUAAACCAUACAGACUUUUCCAAGGUACAGCAGAUAUCAAUGCUCCUCCAGGGCUUACAAAAACUGAACAUGAUAGCGAGACUUUAGUUCACAGAGUCAGAAAAGUAUCACAGUCUAGUACAGGAAGUAAUGACGAAAAAACAGCACAAUCUAAUACAGGAAGUUCUGAUGAAAAACCAGAAGUAGCACAGUCAAAUACAGGAAGUAAUGACGAAAAAGCAGCACAGUCUAAUACAGGAAAUAAUGAUGAAAAACUAGAAGUCGCAAAGUCAAGUACAAGAAGUAAUAACGAAAAAGCAGCACAAUCUAAUACAGGAAGUAAUGAUGAAAAACCAGAAGUCGCACAGUCAAGUACAGGAAGUAAUGACGAAAAAGCAGCACAAUCUAAUACAGGAAGUAAUGAUGAAAAACCAGAAGUAGCACAGUCAAGUACAGGAAGUAAUGACGAAAAAGCAGCACAAUCUAAUACAGGAAGUAAUGAUGAAAAACCAGAAGUCGCACAGUCAAGUACAGGAAGUAAUGACAAAAAAGCAGCACAGUCUAAUACAGGAAGUAAUGAUGAAAAACCAGAAGUAGCACAGUCAUGUACAGAAAAUAUUGAUGAAAAACCAGAAGGAACACAUUCUAGUACAGGAAGUAAAAUUGAAAAAUUGGAAGAAGGUCCUAAGAGUGAGGCAGACCAGCAGACUUCAAGUGAAACUGAAAAAUCUGAAACAGCAGAGAAUGGUAAGGAUGAAAAAAGUGAUAUGGGUAAGAAUGAGAUGGAAACAGAUGAUUUGAGUAACCAGAAAGUGGAAAAGGAUAAAGAGACUGAAGAUGCUAGAAGUAAAGAGGAAAUAGAACAUGGAAAUGAGACAGGCGUGGAAGAACUUAAAUCUAGUGAAGGGGAAAAUAGUAUUAAUAAAAUAGUUGAUAAAAAUGAGGAAGAAAAUAAAAUUGAAACUUCUGUAAUGAAAAGUGAAUCAGAUGUAGAAGCUGAAAAAUGUUCAAGGAAUGAUGAGAGUAAAACAGAUGGUGAUGGGAACAAAGAAGCAGACAAAAUGGAAAUUGGAAGUAAAGAUGAGGAAGUAGAGAUGAUAGAAUGGGAUGAUGAUGAUGAUUACUUAUUUUAUUUGGAGGAAAUUUUAAAAAUUGUACAUUCUGCUUUCUAUAACUUUUAUGAUCAAAUAAAAGGUAAAGGAUCUGAAGAAAAGAAAGGACAAGAAAAAGCAGAAAAGCCAAGUUUAAAGAAUCUCAUUCCAUAUAUCAAGAAAAAAGCUCUCAAAGGUUGCAAUAUUUUGUUCAGUGGAGUAAUACCUACAAAUAUGGCUGCUGAAAAGAGCAGAGCUUACAUUGUAGCAAAAGCCUUGGGUGCAAAUGUCCAUACAGAGUUCAAGACGAAAUACAAUGAAAAGGAUCCCAAAGAGUAUACAACCCACCUUGUGGCAUCAAGACCAGGGACUAGCAAAGUGCGAACUGCAGUGAAAUAUAAACAUGUAAAAAAAGUGAACCCAGACUGGCUGUGGUCUUGCUCAGAACGCUGGGAGAGGGUAGAGGAGAGUUUGUUCCCAAUACCUCCAGCCUCUGAUUCGGAUGACCAAGGAAGAGACAGUCCAGAUAUUUCUAAACUUCAGAAAAAUACGAAAAGAAAGAGGCCAGAGGAAACUGGUAAAGAAACUAAUGAAUCUGACUCCAAACGAAUAAGGAAAGUGAAUUCAUCAAAUGAGCUUGACAAUGGGAGUGGUGACACUAAAACAACUGAGGACAAUAGUGCUGAAAAAGACAAAGAGAAACAAAAUGGCUCAGGUGAGAAACCGAAAAAGCGUAAUUUUUCAAUGUCAUAUAAUCCAAUGUUAGCAUUCUCAGAUGAUGAUCUCGCAUAUAUGGACAAGGAAGUUGAAGACGAGAUGGACGACGAAGAUGAAAGUUCUGAAGAUGAAGAAGUGAGAGAUACUCGGAUUAGAAAACAAGUUUUAAAGCAUGUAGGUAAUCCAGAUGACUCAAGUAGUAGUGAAGAUAGUUUGUGUGGCAAUACACCAAGAGGUUGGGGUCUUAAAAAGAAAAUGUCCCCAAAAUCUUCGUCUGAAGAUGAAUUGAAGGGAUCAAGUUCACCUGUUCAUGAACUUGGACCAGAGUAUGAAAGCGAGACUGACCAAGAUAAAUUUGAAAAAAUUAUGGAUGCAUUUGGACCUGAAACUGAAAAUUCGGAUGAUGAAUAUGCAGAGUCGAUUGGUUCCGUUGAUGAAGAAAUAGCAGAGGCUGUGAUGAAAGAAUUUCUGUCAAGAAUUUCUGUCAUGAGGGAAAAGUAUAUGGAAAGGUGUAAUAUCUGGCUGGACCAAUGUUGGCAUAUAAGAUAUGCGGUAAAAAUACAAUUGUGGAAUUAGUGUUGGAGAUCAUUUUCGGAGAUACGAUCUAUCAGAAGAAAAUCUUGAUAGAAGUAGCUUAAUUUUUUAAAACAAGUGCAUAGCAAGCUGUCAGAGAAGUUUUGUAGUAACUGUGAGAUCUUUUUUAGCUCGACUUCUCGGCGUCGCCGUUGGUUAAAGUUUUUGAUAAAGUCAAAUAUCUCUGUUACUAUCAAAACUAUUGACUUGAAACUUAAAUUAAUUAUUAGCUAUCAAAGUCUGCACCAGGAGAAACAAUCCCCAUAACUCUGGUUUGAAUUUUGACAGAGUUAUGCCCCUUUUUAACUUAGAAUUUUUUGGUUAAAGUUUUUGAUAAAGUAAAAAUAUAUAUCUGAUUGAGUUAAGCCCCUUUUACUGACAAAGCUCUAAUUCAGAGUCAAGCACUGAGAAAAGUCGAGCGUGCUGUCUUACGGACAGCUUUUGUUAUUAAGGGGAUUUCGUGGUUGUAUGAAUCCAGAAAUUAAAUCCCAACAUACAAGCGAAAUUCUCAUUCUUUUGUCUUAAAAACAUGUAAAUGGAAAUCUGCGAAUUCAUAUCCCAACGAAGUGGCAGUUUUGGGAAACAUCACGAAAUUUUAUACCCACAAAAUUAAAUGAUUUCACAGCGUACACAUCCGUAAUUUACUGCAUUCCUGAAAUUAAAGUAAGAAACAAAAAAAUAACAGUGUUUGUAUGUGUAGGAUGCCUUUGGGUAAGUGUCUAGUUCGUCAAUUUCAGGCUAUUUCUGUUUUCUCAAAAUUAAGCUGUACUGGUCAGGAACUGGACAAAAUUCUAUGGUUUUCUUUCAUCAUUUUUUCGUACCUGAAACUUUCACUACAUAAUCCCCAGCUUUAACUGCAUCUAAAACAUAACCAGCUCCAAGUAGUGAUGUACAAUUACAAGGGCCUCACUCAAUCAUAGGAUAAGGUCAUAAGAGCCAUAACAUGGUAAAUUGUUUCUGAUCAAAACUUGACAACAAUUUGACCCAGAACCUUCAAACUUUAUAGGGUGAAAGAUGACCUGUAUAAUUUUUGGGGUCCAAAGGUCAAGGUCACAGGGGCCAGAACACACAAGACCGUUUCUGAUCAAUAACUUGAGAACCACUUGACCCAGAAUGUUGAAACUGCAUAGGAUGAUUGGACAUACAGAGUAGAUGACCUCUAUUGAUUUUAGGGUCACUCGAUCAAAGGUCAAGAUCACAGGGGCCAGAACACGGAAAACUGUUUUCAAUUUAUAACUUGAGAACCACUUGACCCAGAACAUUGAAACUUCAUUGGACGAUUUGACAUGCUGAGAUGAUCCCUAUUGCAUUUCAGUCACUAAGCCAACCAUCAGUGUCUCUUUGAUUUUCACUUCUGUCCCUGAUUGACUUCUGUCUAUUACUACUAUGCUUUAGGGGAGACAUGUCCUUUUCUGUAAAAGCAUCCUCUAGUUUGGAAUUGAAAACAUAAAACGUUUGGCAUCUUUUAACGUAAAUUUGCUGCAAAAACAGUAGAAGCCAACUCAAAUUUUGUCUUACAGGAAUAGACGAUACUUCAGAUAAAUAUUGAAUAGUCUAAAACCCUGCAUUUUAUGUAAUUAUUACAGUGAAGUUUAUAAUAACCAAUGUAAUCAACACAGAUGGAGUUCACGUCUUUCUUCACUACCCUGUUAUUCAAGUUGCUCACUAUUUGUAUAAUUCAUACAUCUAAACCUUCAGAUUGAGGUUUUACAAGUACUGGCUGAGAACCAGUAUCCAAACAGGACCAGUUUCUGGACAAGGAGGUAAUGCUUUAAAAGAGUACACCAAUUGCCUUAAUUAAUGACGAUCUCUCACCUGUUUACAGAACAGCAAUCGGUCUCAUUUAGGAAUAGAAUUAGUAUUUUCCGUCUUCCAUAUACUGUGAAAUAAUAAAUAUUCGUGGGGACUAAUGUUAGAUGGUUGCACCAAUUCAUCAAAUUUAAUCUCAAAGAACAAGUAUAAUUCCAAUUUAUUUUGCAUACUGAGGAUUACUGUAAAAGCACAUAUUACCGCUGGGUCAAAAUUUCACGAAUUUGAAAUUUUGAGUAUGUUCGCGAGAUUUAAUAUUUGUGAAGUUGUGAAAAUGGUAUCCUACUUGAAUUUGAAUAAUACUAAUGGUGAUUAUUUACAUGAGGAAUAAUUUCGCGAUAUGUAGUGCCUUGCGAAUAUAGCGAAAUUUUAACCCUUGCGAAAAUUUCUGCUUUUACAGUAAUUUCGACCAGAACCACAAAAAUUAAACAAUGUCACAGUAAGACAAAAGGUCUUUCGCGCAGUGUUUGUGAGACUAGUGUAUGUAUGACUAAACAACUUGUAGCUUGAUUUUCAAGGUGUAAAUUUUGUUAUUGUUAAAACAGUUCAUUAGUUUACUUUUCAUAGGUGUCUUACAUAUUUGUUGGUUUUGUUUCAGUAUUUUAUAAAAUGAAAACAAAAAUCAUUUUUAUUUACUCAAAAAGGUAUUAUGAUUACAUCUUAAUUGUUAUUGUUUUAUAAAGCCAUACUCUUGCUGCCACAUAAGUGCUAUUAUCUUGUUCUUUGGAAUUCGAUCACGUUAUGCGUGUACUUUUGAUAUAUAUAUGUGAAAUUUAAAGAAGAAUUUGACAUUAUGUUACAUUUAUAUAUGAAGAAUUCCUUUCAGAAGUUUGAUUGAUUUCUGCUUAGUUACAAAAUAAAAUGAUAAA